AAACAAAGUCCAAAGGGUUCUUCAUGAAGCUCAUGCUGGAUCUGAGAGAAUCUUUUGACUUUGGGUGAGGGAUGGGGAACAAGCAGAGCUCAUCCGUCUGGCUGCUGGAGCCGUCGAUGAAGAAGGACUUUCGCAAGUCUUAUGAGGUGGUCCGUGAGCUCGGGAAGGGUCCCUCCGGCGGCACCUUCCUCAUCACUCACAAAACCACCAAACGACCCUUCGCCUGCAAGUCCUUCCGCAAGUGCUUCCUCACCCGUUCCGACAACCUCGUCAACGUCCGCCUCCUUGUCGACGUCAUGACCCGACUCGCCGAUAAAGGGAACAUCGUGAAACUGCACGAAGCCUGUGAGGACAGACGCUCGGUGAAUCUGAUCAUGGAGCUGUGUCGGGGAAAGGAAUUGUUCGAUUGGGUCAAGGAUCAAGCGCAUUACUCGGAGAAAACGGCUGCGAAUUUGUUUAGGCAGAUAGUCGCUGUGGUGCGUGACUGCCAUUCCGUCGGCGUGAUGCACAGAGACUUGAAGCCCGAGAGCUUUCGAUUCUUGAGUGAAGAGGCCAAUUCCCCAUUGAAAGCCGUAGAUUUUGGUCUCUCCGUCUUCUUCCAGACAGGUCAGAUCUUUAAGGAUCCAGUUGGAACCAAAUCCUACAUCGCUCCAGAAGUUAUACUUAAGAAGUAUGGACCGGAGGCGGAUAUCUGGAGUGCUGGAGUGAUUCUGUACGUGCUUCUCUGCGGCUACCCGCCUUUCUCUGGAGAGGACAUAUACGACGCCAUUAUCCGCGGACAACUUGAUUUUUCAAAAGACCCUUGGCCUUGCGUAUCCGAAAGCGCCAAAAGUCUUGUGAGGAAAAUGUUACAAUUCGAUCCCAGAAGGCGGCCCACGGCUAGUGAGCUGCUAGAGAAUGAAUGGCUGAGAGAGGACGGGGUGGCGUCUGAUGACCCGCUUGACAUUACCAUUUUGUCAAGGAUGAAAACAUUCCAGGCCACGAACAAACUAAAAAGAGUAGCCCUAAUGGUUAUUGCAGAGAAGCUUUCCGAAGAAGAACUCAAGCAUCUUAAGAAGAUUUUCGAAUCUUUAGACAGUGAUCAGAGUGGGAAGAUCAGCCUGGAGGAGAUGAAAUCAAAGUUGAGUUCUACCAUGAAAGAAGCUGAAAUAAAAGACUUGAUGGAAGCUGCUGAUCUCGAUGGAGAUGGAAUGGUAGACUACUCGGAGUUUAUAUCAGGCACAAUCGAUAUCAAUGGGAUAAAACUAGAGGACCACUUCCAAACUGCCUUCAAAUACUUUGACCACGACGAUAGCGGGCACAUAACCAUGGAAGAGUUGGGGCGAGCCCUGAAGAAAUACAACAUGGGGGACGAGGAAAGCAUCAAAGAGAUCAUUGCUCAAGUUGACACCAAUAACACAUUCAGGCUUGUGGUUGUGUCAAACAGGACGGAGAAAUCAACUUUGAAGAAUUUGUUGCUAUGAUGAAGAAGCCAACCUAGACAUUGUGAGAUUGAUCGGCUAAAGCCGAGGCUGCACCUUCUCCUCCAUUUACAGGCCAUUCUGCUUCCUUUGCUUGAGCCUAAUUAAACAAUGAUACUAUUUUUGAUUCUAUGUACUCUUCUUGUAGUAAGGUAUCCAUUGGGUUAUAUAUAUAUACAUAUACAUAUAUGUAUUUGGCAAGCGAAGAUAAUCGGGUUUUGGUUCGGAUUUGAUUA
Messenger RNA from Tarenaya hassleriana, 1696 nucleotides. Its product is annotated as calcium-dependent protein kinase 3-like. Gene Ontology annotation, cellular component: nucleus; cytoplasm. NCBI's taxonomy places the organism in Eukaryota, Viridiplantae, Streptophyta, Magnoliopsida, Brassicales, Cleomaceae. Gene Ontology annotation, biological process: intracellular signal transduction; peptidyl-serine phosphorylation; protein autophosphorylation. The record is from RefSeq and is a predicted model, not a curated record. The transcript has 9 exons. Bases 72 to 1463 code for a protein of 463 amino acids. Gene Ontology annotation, molecular function: calcium-dependent protein serine/threonine kinase activity; calcium ion binding; calmodulin binding.